GGGUGCCGUUCAAUCGUUGCAAAGGCUAUAGUACAUACAUCAGUUUCUCUUAGCAUUACCUUGCAGAUGACUUAGGUUGAUUAGAGAAAUGAAAGAACUUUGUUGGCCAUGUGGAAAUGAACACAGUUAUAGCCAAAAUUUAAGUAGAAGUAGAAGCAGCAUGUGUGCAUGUGGCUUGAAACUGCUAAGUAAAGCACGAGUGACUGACAAGUCACGAACUUCUCCCUGUGUAGGGGUACGCCGAACUAGUGUUCCCUUGUAGGACUCGGAGACGCGUGCUAUUAAGUGAUGGUGGGGAAUAAACAGAUCCUUGAUGACCGUUCAUGUUAAUAUGCAAGGAGCUUUAUCGUGAUGGCGGAUUGCAUGGUGACUUACGGCAGGGGAUUGGAUGAUUUUGUAUUGAAAGAAAUAGUGAAGAAAAUACCAAAUGCUUAUAACCUGAGACAUUUAGGUGAGGGCAAGAUAGCAUUCAGCACUGUAAAGUCUGGUGCACGUCAGAGUCAGGGGAAUGUUGAUGAAGAAUGUGAUACUGUGAAAGAUUUGCAUCAAGAAAUUGACUUAAUAGAUAGCAGAGUUAAACAUGACUUAAUAGGGAACAAAAUUGCACAAGAGCACACCUGUGAUGCUUUUGAAAAAGGAGACUCCAUUGAAAUCAAAGAACUAAAUGCCAACUCGGAAGUAAUUAUGGGACCUCUUGCAAUAAACACACAGGAAAAUAAUCACUGGGUGUCCGCAGUUUCCCACAUUUUCAAGCUCAAACUGGUGGAGCGAGUGUUCACAUUACUUCAUUGUGAGGACAUCAAUGCCAGACCAUCACAUCAAAAUCAUGGUAGAAAAUUCAGUGUCAGCGACAUCCUCAGAGAUUAUGAAAGUAAACUAAGAAAUCUUGUUGUGAACCUGGAAUGGGACAAGCUGGCAGUGAAAGUGAGAAGAUUAAGGGAACAUCAAGAUGGGGAGCAGCGAGUGUGGUGUCAGGAUCCUGAUUCCUGCCCAGGAUCACUCAGGAGGAAACAAGAGAGGAAAAAGCUUGGGGAGAAACGUAAGGCACCUAUGUCAUUGACAGAACUACAAGGAAACAUUCCCAAACAUCACAAAGCAGACAGCAUCACAAGAGAACACUUUCAGAACAAAAAAAACAGGAAGCAAGGAAGCAAGAGAAGAAAGCUUACUGAUGGUUGUGAAUCAAAAUCUUCAUCAGACUCAUACAGUUUGUGUGAUUAUGAAAAUGGCAAGAUUUCUGAGACUAACGUAGGAACUUAUAACAUAAGGGUGAAAAGUGAAAGUGAACUUGAAAAUCUGCAUAAUAACAAAAUGCAAAAUUUGCAAUGUCUUCACAUAGAUGACAAAUCUGAGAUGACUACAUCUUCUAGUCAAGUUACUGAUUCUGGGAAAGACUCACUAGAGGCUAUGAUGUCCCAUGCACAAAGCACAUCUCAGCUGAACAAACUGUAUUCUUCUCAGGCAAAAACUGGUGUAUGUGAGGAUAAGGUAAUGGUGCUAUCUGAAAUCAAGAAUGGAACAAAUAAGGUAGACCUUGUAUCAGAAAAUUACAUAUCAUCACAAAAUGACCAGCUGAUGACAAGUGACUGCCCACCUUUCCCUCAAGAACACAAACCAGAAGAGGUUAAGGCAGAAAAUCAAGACUUUAAGGUGAAUUUCAAGGAACAAGUCUCAACCUUCAGGGUGUCCAGCCGUGUGUCAGGUCACCUUAAAAACAUUCUCACAGUCAAGUGGAUCAAUCACACACUUAGUGAACAACUAAAGAAGGCCAAUACAUCAUGGGUGCCAGAUUGGAGGCAGCCAUUAGUUGACCUGUAUGUUAAUAUUACAGCAUCACAUUUUAUCAUAGGUGCAGCCCUUUCUCCCAGAUCCCUGUCCCUUCGGCCUUACAUUCCUCACUUGACGCUGCGCUCCACCAUCAGCCACCUGAUGGCCACACUUUCCCAAAUACCACCUGAGGCCAUUGUACUUGACCCAAUGUGUGGUGGAGGAAGCAUUCUCUUGGAAACAGCUAUGAACUUUGAUCUUAGUCAUGUGAUAGCAAGUGACAGUAGCCGAGAGCAGCUGGAGGUGGCAAGAUGCAAUCUGCACAACAUCCCAGUUCCUGUGACUUUCCUGGAAGCAGAUGCUGAGAAACUUCCUCUGCAAGACUGUUCCAUAAAUACAGUACUUUGUGACUUUCCCUUUGGCCGCAAGUACAAACUGACCAUGGAAGGCAAACAGCUGCUGGCUGGGUUACUUAUGGAAGUACAAAGGUUGUUGGUAUGUGGAGGACAAGCUGUGUUUCUGUUAUCCCCUUCACAGCACCAGAUUCUCUCUCAGCUGACCUCGGACAACACCAAGGCCUCAACCCCAAGAAAUCCAUCUGUUGGUGACAAUUUAACACUACUGGAAUCCCACUUGGUGUCACUUGGGGAAACAUCAGCUUAUGUAGCAGUUCUUGUCAAAGGCAGCACAACUUUAGAGGUGUUCAAGGAAAGAAGAAAGGACUGUAAAUCAUGUAUUAGUAAAUUGUGUUGACUGCAUAAAUAUACUAAGAUUUUGAUG
Molecule: messenger RNA, 2547 nt
Organism: Scylla paramamosain (green mud crab)
Lineage: Eukaryota; Metazoa; Arthropoda; Malacostraca; Decapoda; Portunidae
Exons: 8
Coding region: 352-2520 (722 amino acids)
Biological process (GO): tRNA methylation
Molecular function (GO): tRNA (guanine) methyltransferase activity
Source: RefSeq, a predicted model, not a curated record